Aspergillus melleus is the source of this 612-nucleotide messenger RNA. RefSeq lists its product as uncharacterized. The transcript has a single exon. Bases 1 to 612 code for a protein of 203 amino acids. Lineage: Eukaryota; Fungi; Ascomycota; Eurotiomycetes; Eurotiales; Aspergillaceae. The record is from RefSeq and is a predicted model, not a curated record.
AUGCUUCUCAUUGGUCUCCCGCUUCUUCUACAAGUGCGAGUGCCCCUCAAGCAGAAGUUAAUCCUUGUUGUUAUCUUCGGCAUGGGCAUCUUCGUUAUCGUUGCGGCUAUCUUGAACAAAGUAUACUGUCUCGUGCCCGCUUUGAUCUCCUAUGUCUACAUGAAUUGGUACUUCCGCGAAGUUACAGUCGCCGUGCUAGUGACUAAUUUACCGCUGAUUUGGUCCCUCCUACGCGACGUUUUUCCCGCCCUCAAAAGUUGGACCGGCGGUUCGAAACGCGGAACAGACCGGUAUCGCUCUGGACCGUGGACCAGCAAGACAUCCGGAAAUCGGAAUUACGGACCUCCGAGUCACUUGCGCUCUGGCGAUUUCAAUAUGCAGAGCUUUAACCGAAGUACCGUCGAUGCGCAGCAGAAGGCCGUGUCGGACGUUAGUACGGAUGCGGCCGACGAUCGCGAUAUCAGUGACGACGGUUCCGACCGAGCCCUAAGAAUUCGACAAGAUGUGACGGUGACGGUGGAGCGCGAAACACGGCAGCCUGAAGAUUGGGAUUUUGGGCAUGUGAGGGACAAUUCUCUGCAUCAUACUCAUGAGCGUCAUGCGCAGCCGUGA